AUGGAUUUGUGUACGAAACUCACCAUGAAAUUUACGGGGUGCGGGAUUAAGUCCCGAAACAUGGAUUGGACGGCUGCUGCUGAAACUGCUUAUCAAAGCCAACUUCAUUUACAGUGCCUUGCUCUGUUGCAGCCAAGAGCGAGAACGAGGAGAGGGAGAGAUAAACAAAGGUCCUAUGGGAGGUAUGCUUAUAGCUAUAAACGAGUCGAGUUGAACUCAAACUUAAAGUGCUCGAGCUGGGUUAAGGGGACUGCUCGCAAGAAAAGCACGUCGCCGAUCGACAGGCUCAGCUCCUUGCCAGACGACGUCAUCUACAAAACCCUCUCAUUCUUCCCGGCGAUCGACUCCAUCACGACCAGCGUCCUCGCGAGACGAUGGAGGAAUCUGUGGGCCCACGUCCCCGUCUUAUACUUCUCCGAAAUCGACUUAGUUAACGAUGCGCUAAACCAGAUAUGUGCGAUUACGAGCCUAGUCGAUUUGAGCCUCGAUUUGUGCCUAGAUACGAAGUUGUCCCAAAUCAUCUUCUCCUGCAAAACCCUAGUCGAUUUGAGCCUCGGUUUGUGCUACAUUCCGGACUCCGGAGACGUGUCCCUGCCCGCCCUUAGGAAUCUUAAACUCGAAAUUGUCAGCUAUGAAUCGUAUAAGUCCCUCCCGAACCUGCUUUUCGGGUGUCCGGUUCUUGAGGAGUUGGAAAUUGAGACAGGAUGGGACCUUCUUCGAGGUAUGUGUUGGAGUUUGUGGGUAAGCUUUGUUGGGUUUAUGAAUAUAACCAUCUCUGAAUUUUCUGUUUUGAAUGUUAAGUUUCCUAAUUUGACCAAGCUUGUGUUGGAGGAGGCUUAUGAGGGCUUUGUAACGGUUUUUCUUGAAAAUGCUGAUAAUCUUGAAGUUCUGCCCAUCACAUUGCUUUAUCAGUUCGAAGAGGAGGAUCUGAACUACUGGGUGGAACCGAAACAAGUGCCGACAUGCCUGAUAUCACAUCUUAAAUAUGUUGCAAUGUAUGGAUUUGAAGGUGUGGAACCUGAGCUUGACAUGACAAAAUAUUUGUUGAUGAACUCAAAAGUCUUGAAGAGUUUUAAAAUAAAGCCCCGAAGCCAGCAGCCGCGUUUGAAGGGAAAUUUAUAUUUAGAUGUGUAUGCUCAUAUAUAA
This is a messenger RNA of Striga asiatica, 1146 nucleotides long. The record is from the annotation of a GenBank genome assembly. NCBI's taxonomy places the organism in Eukaryota, Viridiplantae, Streptophyta, Magnoliopsida, Lamiales, Orobanchaceae.